AUGUCUUCCAGUUCCCAGAGCUCGGGGGGUGCCAGCAGUGCAUCUGCGCCCCGCGUCAAGACUUUCGAUUCCGACCUUGAAGCUCAGCUUCGAUAUCUUGCCCCGCCUCAGGAUGACCAACAUCAAGACGAGUUUGCUUCCAGUCCACUGUUGACAGUGCCCGCUCUUAGGGCGUGCCCAGACAUCCAACAUGGUCUCAUUGGAGCCAGCUGUGGCUCGUCCAAGCAGCUCAAUAAUUCUGAGAGCAAGACAGCUGUUCUUUCCGCAAGGGUCUUCCAGAACGUCACCGCUCCGGCUUCGACAUUUAUUUGUGGCAGCCAGGGAGCUGGCAAAAGCAACACGCUUGCUUGUCUGUUAGAGAACUGUCUGCUACGCAGCGAGCUUGGCAAUCUCCCUCAUCCUCUGACGGGAAUCGUGUUCCAUUACGAUGGAUUUAACUCGGAUCUAAUUGGGCUUCCCUGCGAAGCUGCCUUCCUCGCGUCUGACCUGCAAGUAAGGGUUCGUGUUCUCUGUGCGCCCACCAACAUCCAGACAAUCAAGAAUACCUACGCCCGGGUUCCCAACAUCGUCAUUGAGCCUUUCCGCCUGAGAGACGAAGAUCUCAACACGCAAAGAAUGCUCAACCUAAUGGCAGUAGGCGCCGGGAACGUACCCCUCUACAUGCACGUUGUGACACGCAUCCUGAGGGAAAUGAGAAUUAGCCAGCAGACUUCCGGCCAACCAUUUGAAUAUGCGCAGUUCAAGGCCAGGAUGAACAACGAAGAUCUACAAAUUGCGCAAUCGGUUCCCCUCCAACAGAGACUGGACACUUUGGAGAGCUUCAUGGCAUCAUCGCCGAUUCUUUCGAAGAAACAGAAAAAGAUGAUGAAAACGACGGGGGGCAACAACUGGACGCCUCGCGCAGGUCAACUCAUCAUCGUCGACCUUUCGUGCCCUUGUGUCACGUCGGACAUGGCAUGCUCGCUGUUCAACAUCGCACUCCAACUGUUUCUCGAAGGUGACAAAAGCGUCAGUCGAGUAGUUGCACUGGACGAGGCGCACAAGUACAUGAGGGACACUUCGCCGGAGUCGUGCAUCUUCACGGAGAAUCUGCUGGGCGUCGUCCGGCUGCAAAGACAUCUCGGCACGCGAGUCAUCAUCUCUACCCAGGAGCCGACGGUUUCGACAAAGCUCCUCGACCUGUGCUCCGUGGCGAUCGUCCACCGCUUCACGUCUCCGGACUGGCUCCGCGCACUCCAGAAACAUCUGGCUGGAGUGUCCUCGUUGGUGCCUGCAGGGGAUGUGGAGACCGAGGCUGAGCAGAACCAUGGGGGACCUGGCGUGCACCCCAUCACUGUCCGCGGGAGAGACCCUGCUGCCGAGCUCUUUUCGCUUAUCGUCAACCUUCGCACUGGCCAGGCUUUGGUGUUCUCGCCCAGUUCUAUCAUUGACAGCAAAGACUUUGGUCGUGAAUGUACGGAUGGAAAUAAGGGCGUCAAAAAUGACGAUAACGACAGCUCGGAUGACUCAAGCAAUGGGAAUGACAGCCCAGAGGUUUCCAACCAGACUCUUGAAGCUGCAGAGCGUCUCUCCCAUCGGGUUUUGAGAGUGAACAUCCGCGCCCGGCUAACAUCAGAUGGAGGGCGGAGUGUGAUGGCUUUGUGA
Verticillium alfalfae VaMs.102 is the source of this 1644-nucleotide messenger RNA. RefSeq lists its product as hypothetical. The record is from RefSeq and is a predicted model, not a curated record. The transcript is spliced from 3 exons. Lineage: Eukaryota; Fungi; Ascomycota; Sordariomycetes; Glomerellales; Plectosphaerellaceae. The coding region runs from base 1 to 1644 and encodes 547 amino acids.